Molecule: messenger RNA, 1734 nt
Organism: Cucurbita pepo subsp. pepo (vegetable marrow)
Lineage: Eukaryota; Viridiplantae; Streptophyta; Magnoliopsida; Cucurbitales; Cucurbitaceae
Product: mitochondrial carrier protein CoAc1
Biological process (GO): transmembrane transport
Cellular component (GO): mitochondrial inner membrane
Source: RefSeq, a predicted model, not a curated record
GCGAUACAUUUUUUUUAAAUCCCAUUAGAAGCGCAUCGGAAGAACAAACCAAUCCAGAGGAGAGGAAGACCCACAGAUAGAGAUAGGCGGCGGAAUAGACGGGGAUUCGGCGGAGCCGCGAGGAGAGAUUCCCUUUCCCUUGCGGUUAACCAGAACGGUUUCGAUUAUAUAUACGUUUAUUUCACUAAACUUUCGCCAAGAAACUGCGAUUUAGACUGCCCUUCUCCCGUCGUCACUUAGUCAAACCACGAGCUCAGCUUCAUUGUUCCUGUGGAUGUAUCUUGUCGUCAUUCAAGAAGAAGAUUGGCUUGUGAAUUGGCCCGAUUCCUUUCUGGGUAUUCUCAGGCCGCCUUGUCUGUCUGUUGAGAGAAAGGCCUUCUCACAUUGUGUUUCAAGAGAUAGAUGGGAUAAAGAAUUCUUCAAGCUUCAGAGCGGAUAAUAUCAAUUUGUUGGUGUGAGAUCGCUUUUUGAAGUUGUUUUGGUUUCGAGCAGUUGUAAGGUUUUCGCUUAUCCAAAAUGAAUCCGUCUCAAGGGUCUACCUUGUCCGCAAACGUUGCGGGGUUUGUUGACGGCUCCUCUGCAAAAAGAGAAGUCUCAUACAUUGACAAUCUACCUGUUUAUGUUAAAGAGCUGAUAGCUGGUGGUGCUGCCGGUGCCUUUGCUAAGACUGCUGUUGCACCCUUGGAACGAACUAAGAUACUCUUGCAGACGAGAACUGAGGGAUUUCGGUCUCUUGGAGUAUUUCAAUCUAUGAAGAAGGUGGUGAAGCAUGAAGGUGUUCGUGGUUUCUAUAAGGGAAAUGGAGCAAGCGUUGCUCGGAUUAUUCCUUAUGCAGCUCUUCAUUUCAUGACGUAUGAGCAGUAUCGUUGUUGGAUCUUGAAUAAUUAUCCAAGCUUAGGAACUGGGCCUCAUAUUGAUCUUCUAGCUGGUUCAGUAGCUGGAGGAACAGCUGUUUUAUGCACAUAUCCCUUGGACCUGGCACGAACAAAACUGGCUUACCAGAUUACUGACACAAGAACGAGGAGCGGUUUGGGAAGUUAUCAUACUCGCCCUGUGUACAAUGGCAUCAAGGACGUUCUAAUGAGUGUUUAUAAAGCUGGUGGAGUACGUGCACUCUAUCGCGGUGUAGGUCCAACCCUUACAGGAAUCCUUCCUUAUGCUGGUUUGAAAUUCUACAUUUAUGAAAAACUGAAAAGUCACGUUCCUGAGGAGCAUCAGAGAUCCAUCGUGAUGCGACUUUCUUGUGGGGCUCUGGCUGGAUUAUUGGGGCAGACAUUCACAUAUCCGCUGGACGUCGUUAGAAGGCAAAUGCAGGUUGGAGAUAUGCCAUCUUCACUUCAUGGUCAAGUCAGAUUUAGAAACUCAAUCGAAGGUCUAACGAUGAUAGUUCGUAACCAAGGAUGGCGGCAGUUGUUUGCAGGACUGAGCAUUAACUACAUUAAGAUUGUUCCUUCUGUGGCCAUUGGAUUUACAGCAUAUGAUAGCAUGAAAUUAUGGCUCCGAAUCCCACCUCGUCAGAAGACGCAGUCAAUAUCUUCUGCUGCAUAAACCAAUUCCUCUCCUAUGCCGACACUGUCUUUAGAUUCUAGACUCUGCCUUUUAAUUUAAAUAUGUAGCUUUCAUUCAUCUGUGUCUGCUUGAAUCUAUGGCUAGACAUGCUUUUCCUUCACUCCCUACUUUUUGGGAACUAACAAUGAAAGAACUUUUAUGAUUAGACUAUAUUUGCUGUUGCUA